AUGUCUCUUCUUCAAGCUUCGAGAAGAGACUUUGAGGUGUUGGAGAUGAAGAAAAGCGAGACAAUCACUGAAUAUUUUGCUAGGAUCAUGGCCGUGGCAAACAAAAUGAAGAGCAAUGGUGAAACCAUGCCAGAUUCCAAAGUGGUAGAGAAGAUCUUGAGGACGUUGACUGAGAGAUUCACCUAUGUAGUGGUGUCUAUCGAGGAGUCAAAGGACAUAGACACCCUCUCAAUUGAUGAGCUGCAGAGUUCACUUAUGGUUCAUGAGCAGAAGUUCCGCAGGCUGAAUCGAGAAGAAGAAGAUCAGGCCUUGAAGAUUGAAGAUCGAGCUGGUGCUAGAGAUCGGGGGAGAGCAACUCUCAGAGGAAGAGGUCUAGGGAGAGGACGAAAGUCCUCCAAUAGAGCAACAGUAGAAUGCUUUAAGUGUCACAAUCUUGGACACUUCAGUAUGAAUGUCCGAAGUGGAACAAAGAGGCCAAUUAUGCUCAACUUGAGGAAGAAGAUGAGCUGCUCCUAA
This is a messenger RNA of Rosa chinensis, 516 nucleotides long. RefSeq lists its product as uncharacterized. The transcript has a single exon. Gene Ontology annotation, molecular function: zinc ion binding; nucleic acid binding. The record is from RefSeq and is a predicted model, not a curated record. Lineage: Eukaryota; Viridiplantae; Streptophyta; Magnoliopsida; Rosales; Rosaceae. Bases 1 to 516 code for a protein of 171 amino acids.